This is a messenger RNA of Chlamydomonas reinhardtii, 1204 nucleotides long. RefSeq lists its product as uncharacterized. The transcript is spliced from 4 exons. Lineage: Eukaryota; Viridiplantae; Chlorophyta; Chlorophyceae; Chlamydomonadales; Chlamydomonadaceae. Bases 204 to 785 code for a protein of 193 amino acids. Gene Ontology annotation, cellular component: cytosol; proteasome core complex; proteasome core complex, beta-subunit complex. Gene Ontology annotation, molecular function: peptidase activity. Gene Ontology annotation, biological process: proteasomal protein catabolic process. The record is from RefSeq and is a predicted model, not a curated record.
CUCGUGCAUUCGGGGGCCUGCACGUUUGCAGAGGUGCGGCUAGCGAUAGAAGACUUGACUCAACUUGAGCACGGACAAGAAGCUGGUACCUGAAGAACCCGCGCGGGAGAUCUUGCCUCUCGUUAUCGGCCUCUGCCCAAGAACCUAGCGCAUUCCUUAAAAUCUAUACGUGCAGCCCUCUAAGGGCAUCCCACUAGCCCACCAUGGACUUCUUCGUGGGUAUCAAGGGCAAGGACUUCGUUAUGGUGUGCAGCGACACCAGCGCCGCGCACAGCAUCAUCAGCAUUAAGCAAGACGAGGACAAAAUCGUGCCUAUUGACGAUCAUAAAGUCUUCUGCAUUGCUGGAGAGGCGGGAGACCGUGUGAACUUCAGCGAAUACAUCAUCGCUAACGUGAAGCUGUAUGCGCUGCGCAACGGGACACCGCUGAACACCAAGUCGGUAGCAAACUACACGCGCGGGGAGCUGGCGACAGCGUUGAGAAGCUCUCCCUACCAUUGCAACCUGCUACUGGCGGGCUGGGACGAGCAGGCGGGCGCCUCGCUCUACUGGAUGGACUACCUGGCCACACUCAACAAGAUCAACACCGGCGGCACCGGCUACGGCUCCUACUUCACCCUGUCGCUGUUCGACAAGAUGUGGCACCCCAACCUCACGGUGGAUGAGGCGACCGCCAUGAUGGAGGCCGGCAUUGCCGAGGUCAAGAAGCGGCUGGUGGUGGCGCCGCCGCACUACAUCAUCAAGGUGGUGGAUAAGGACGGCAUCCGCACCAUCAAGACCGUGUAAGUGUUUAGGUGAUGUGGGUUGAUGAAAACUUUGUGAGGAUCUUUUUACCAGUAGAAAGGUUUGAAAGGCGUGUUGAGGAGGGGGCAUUGGGUGUCGCCAGGAAGGGCCGUGCAUGUGUGGUCACAGCGGCGCGAAGGUCGCAGGGUGGAUUGAUCGGGAGGCAGAUCGAUGGUGGUGGUCGUAGGCAUGAGGAAGGCCAGGGAGCUCGAGUGGAUGCUUGGAAGGAAUGUCCAGCCCUGUGGUUGGCAUGGAUGUAUGGUGGCGGGGGCCUUGGGCUCAGGCAUGAACAAUCAUGCUAGCUGACCCGCGUAACGAGAGCAGAUGUGCGCCGCGCGGGGCAACGAUGGCUGAACGGCAGGGAUAUGGCGUUACAAUUCGCUAAUUAUGGUUGGCAUGUGUCUGUGUAAACCGAUUGCUAC